AUGGGCAUCAUUCGAACGACACUGACGGCUGGCAUUUGGGGCGUCACCGGUGGCGUGGCCAGCCUCGGCGCAGGAAUGGCCUACCUCGCAGCCGGCACCACUUUGGUCCCCAUGUCCAAGAGCGACCCCUGGUUCAAGACAAAGACGUACACCAAGUACAACCCGAAGGGCAACCCGGCACUGAUUGACGACUGCAUCAAACGUGUGCCUCUGAGCAAGAUCCGACCUGAUCUGCGGGACAACGAGGAGGCUUUGACUUUGGAGUUCUGCCGAGGAAUCUGGGGCCGAUGGGGUUUCUGGCCGCAAACUAAGAUGCAAGAGCGGUAUGACGCUCCUCCAGGCUCUGAACAUGAUGCUUGGAAAACGUCAGAGCUGGCUGAGUCCAAGUUCGAGCAGGGCUUGAGGAUGGUAAACCACUUUGAGGUUGUGGAGAAUAAGGGCGAUGAGAUCACCGUCAGAUGCGGUGGCUCCCCGAUGAACCCUGGCCUGAGAAACUCGGACGGGCUGGUCUCGAUCAGCGCGCGGAUCGACCGUCAGAAGCAGGAAGCCAUCUUCAGUCUCAAGUCGGCCUUGUUCAACAGUGCUGGCGCAUUUGCGCCAGAGGCUGAGCACCCCAUCCCGCCCAAGAUCACGUUCCUUCAUGGGUGGGGAUUCCAGAAAGGUAGAGAGCUCGUUGAAUUGUUGACCGGUGUCCAGCGCUGCCAGCUGCAGGAGCUCUCUGCCGGAGCGUCAGAAGCUGGUCAAGACGCCGAAAUUGGCAUCGAGUACCUCUCGGUGGGUGCCAACAGGCAUACAGCGGUCGCAGACUGGAGUCAAGAUGGUAUCGUAGCCUUUGGCAGCGACUGCACUGUGGCUCUAUGGCAGCCCAAGGAUGCGGCCGUGAAUGGCAUCAGGACUCUGCUUAGGGGACACACAGACGUCGUGAAGGCGGUCAAGUUUCUGCCCAAAGCUGAGGGUGAGACUGAAUCGAUUCUCAUCACAGGCGGGGAUGACAAGUGCCUGAAAAUAUGGAAACUGGAGCCAAGCGGUUCUGCCUCAUGCGUUCAGACCAUCCAAGAGCACACAGCGUCGAUUAACUGCAUAGCAACUGCACAUAGCAGACGCCGGGACACCUCGAGGGUUUUUGCAACGGGUGCAGCAGAUGCAUCCAUCAAAAUAUGGCGAUUGGAAGGUGGUGAAGCCACGCUGCUGCAGACAAUCAAGCCAACGCCCAAGUUUUUCCCUCUCUGCAUAGCUCUCAGCGAUCUGAGCGCGGAGGGAGAUGGGCUAGUCCUGGCAGCGGCUGGCACCCGGAAUAUUGUUCAAGUUUUUGUAGCUGCGUCCGCAGCCGAGCCUCAGUUUGAAGUACAGGCGACACUGGCGGGACAUGAUGAAUGGGUUCGCUCGCUAGACUUUGCCUUUGAGAAAGCGAGUCCCACCAGCGAUUUGAUCCUCGCAUCUGCCAGUCAAGACAAAUACGUUCGUCUCUGGCGCUUCCACCGGGGCACAGAGCUCCCAGCAGCCGCUGCUGAGGGCAACGACCCGACGAUGGGCGCUUUUCUGCCCGGGAAGUCUCCAUCGAACAAGGCGCACCGAUUGAAGUCCGGAGACAUGGAUUUCUCCAUCACAUUCGAGGCCUUGCUGCUCGGCCACGAUGACUGGAUAUACAGCGCCAAGUGGUUCUCGAAUGAAAACGGAACACUGCAGCUCCUCUCAACCUCAGCUGAUAACACGCUUGCGAUUUGGGAGGCCGAUCCAUCAUCGGGUAUCUGGGUCACUACCGUUCGGCUUGGUGAGAUUAGUCGAGAAAAGGGUGCUACGACAGCCACGGGAAGCACAGGUGGCUUCUGGACGGGCCUGUGGUCGCCAGACGGCAAGUCAGUCGUGACCCUCGGCCGAACGGGGAGCUGGCGUCGCUGGGAGUACAACAGGGACAACGAUCAAUGGCUUCCCAACAUCGGUGUCAGCGGCCACACUCGAUCUGUUACUGGUAUCUCGUGGUCUAAGAACGGUGAAUAUCUCCUGUCAACCAGCUUAGAUCAAACAACGCGCUUGCAUGCGAAGUGGACAGCAGGAUCUAGUAAUGGUUCGUGGCAUGAGAUUGCGAGGCCCCAAAUUCACGGGUACGACAUCAACUGCAUCGAUUCGAUCGGGUCCUCUCAAUUUGUUUCCGGGGCCGAUGAGAAGCUGAUGCGGGUCUUCAACGAGCCCAAAGCCGUUGCAAAACUACUGAACCGGCUUUGCGGCAUUGAGGACUCACAGAUCGAGAACUUGCCAGAUGCCGCCAACAUGCCGGUGCUGGGACUGUCGAAUAAAGCCAUCGAGGCUGUGGAUGAUGACCAAGAGGUCGAAGCAGCCAACCCGGAGGCCGACCGGGAAGCACUUGAUCCUGGAUCAACGGUCCGCAAGUCCGUCUUGGAGAUUGACCACCCGCCUUUCGAAGACAGUCUGUCAAGGCAUACCCUUUGGCCGGAGGCCGAAAAGCUGUACGGCCAUGGCUACGAAUUAUCAUGCCUGGCCACGAGCCACGAUGGCACCAUAGUCGCGAGUGCGUGUAAAGCCAGCUCGCUGAACCAUGCUGUCAUCCGACUGUUUGAGACGGAGCGGUGGACGGAGAUCAGACCUCCCCUGGCGGCUCAUACCCUGACGGCAACCCGCCUGCGAUUCUCCCCAGAUGAUAGAUAUCUGCUCAGUGUUGGCAGAGACAGACAAUGGGCUGUAUUCCAACGAGAUUCAGAAGACAGGUUCAAGUACCAGCCGCUACAGAGCAAUCCCAAAGGCCACACGAGAAUGAUUCUCGAUGCGGCAUGGGCGCCAGCGUCCGAUUCUAUAGUUUUUGCGACCGCUGGACGAGACAAGCAGGUCAAGCUUUGGAAGAGGGGAUCUGCAGACGAGACAAUUUCUCUGGCAGCUUCCAUCCCGGCCACACACCCGGUAACCGCCCUCGACUUCCUGCCGCGCAAGACUGAAGAUGGCAAGUUUGUCCUUGCUACUGGGACAGAGGAAGGCAAGGUGACUAUCCACACCGUCGACGUCGAGACCCUAAAUGUCAUCAGUAGCAUUGACCUACAACAUGAGCUCAGCGUCGCCAAAGCCGUGCUACAACUGGCAUGGAGACCGGACGCGGCAAGAAACGAGUUGGCGAUUGCAGGCGAGGAUUCCUCUCUUCGGGUGUAUUCUUACUCCCCUUCUUCUACCUAG
Neoarthrinium moseri is the source of this 3180-nucleotide messenger RNA. RefSeq lists its product as uncharacterized. Gene Ontology annotation, cellular component: elongator holoenzyme complex. The coding region runs from base 1 to 3180 and encodes 1059 amino acids. The transcript has 6 exons. The record is from RefSeq and is a predicted model, not a curated record. Gene Ontology annotation, biological process: tRNA wobble uridine modification. Gene Ontology annotation, molecular function: protein binding. NCBI's taxonomy places the organism in Eukaryota, Fungi, Ascomycota, Sordariomycetes, Amphisphaeriales, Apiosporaceae.